This is a messenger RNA of Lagopus leucura (white-tailed ptarmigan), 1085 nucleotides long. RefSeq lists its product as uncharacterized. Lineage: Eukaryota; Metazoa; Chordata; Aves; Galliformes; Phasianidae. The record is from RefSeq and is a predicted model, not a curated record.
UCUUCAAAAGAAUGAGAAAUGGCAAACUGUGGACGUUAGUUCAUGUGCCAUGCGAGAACAACAAGGAUUUAUUUGUGAAAGUAAUACAUUUGAGACCCAAGAUAUCUGUUUUGACACUGAACAAAAUAUCUGCCACUUUGAGGUCCAACCUGGUAGGAUGUUCGAAUCAAUGCUUGUAUAUAUUGGAAAAGGAUGUGCUUGCAUCAGAACUCAUUGCGACUCCAUACAAAUAGGGGAUAUGAUUGUUGAUACUACCAAUCACUCAAAUCUUUGUGUUUGCAAUUUUAUCAAUAUUUUAGGAUGUGAUUUUAACUAUACAGUUCCUGUUACUUCAUAUCAGCUUUUGCAGUUCAAUUACACUCUGAUCAAAGAUUUGCGUCCAGCGCUGAUUGGGAUGAAUCUCGCUUUGGUAAAGGAGCUUCUACAACAUGAUGAUCUACAUCAACUAUUAGAACGCAUCAAAGACAAUGGACAAAAGACGUUGAUUACUGUUCAUCAUGACGUGAAAAAGAUACAUCGCAUCUUGGAGAGAGUAAUGAAGGCUGGAGAAUAUCACUGGUGGGAGGUUCUUUUCGGUUGGUCUCCCACAGCAACGGGAAUAUUUAACUCUAUACUACAUCCGGUAGUUGUUAUAUUAGGUUUAAUAGUAUUAUGCUUGGUUCUUAUAGUUAUAAUAUAUAAAGACAUGGCGCUUGCUAAAGCAAGUGUCCCAGCUUGAUUUAGCAUUAAAUAGGGAUACACUGCAUUGUUUCUUGUAAGACUUAUCUUAAGGCUGAUAGAUGGUUGUAACGUUAAGGUAGAACUUAUAUAAGAUAUUAAGAUUUUAGGAUUGUUAAGAUAAUAGGUUGUCAUUAAGUUAAUAGAUUAUAGGGUUAUAUAGGUUAUAGGGUUAUUAGGAUAGGAUAUUUUGCGAAUCGGGUUGUAACGGGGCAAGGCUUAACCGAGAGGACAAUGGCAUGUAUAGGCGCAAUGCGGGGAUUUCGGGGUGUACGCGGUUAGGGUCCUCUCGAGUUGUAGUAUGCUUUCUUGAGCAUGGAGAGGGGGAGAUGUUGUCAGCAACUGCGAAACUGCGAGACCCCCCCGCG